This is a messenger RNA of Lingula anatina, 851 nucleotides long. RefSeq lists its product as uncharacterized. Lineage: Eukaryota; Metazoa; Brachiopoda; Lingulata; Lingulida; Lingulidae. Gene Ontology annotation, molecular function: GTP binding. The record is from RefSeq and is a predicted model, not a curated record.
ACGAGAUAGCACGCGCCAUGUCUCGUGAGAGCAUUGACCAAGAGGAUGAGUUCCCAGAAAAGGGCAGCCCCUUGACAGUUCUAGUGGUUGGCAGAGAUGGCUCUGGUAAAAGCGCCACAGGGAACACGUUGCUCUGCAAUGACAGAGCAUUUGAGACCUCGGACACUAUGCGAUUUUCCAAUAUCUGCCAAAUGAAGCACGGGAAAGUGUCGGGUAGGAAAAUCCAAGUUUUUGACGUACCGAAUCUUCCAUCGAGGAAGGUCGGCAUUCACAAAGCAAGGACGGAGUUGCGGCGCUGCUUUCAGAUUGCCACAGGCGACGUGGAUGCCUUUCUGUGGACGAUCAGGUAUGGCCAUAGAUUUGACGAGCUUGAUGAAGAGUUCCUACAAGAUUGCGUCCUUUAUUUCGGUCCAAAAUUCUACGAUUUCGCCGUGCUCGUAGUCACCCAUGCCGAUUUACAAACGAAAAACAAUGACAGGUUGAGCACGCUGGGCAAACAUGUGAAGAACGCGGACGACUACAUUGAUGAACAACCUCUCCCUCUGUUCAGCGUUGUGAGAGACAAGUUCAACGGCAGAUUUAUUUUUAUCGAUAAUUACUCGGCAAGGGACGGAGCAUCAGAAAACGAAGCAGGGCGAUUGAUUCAAGUCUUGGAUAAAAUGCAAACGAAUUCUUUCGCUCAGUAUAGAGAGGAAGACUUUCUACUGGCUGCAGCGCCAAGCAAACUGGAGGUGGAAGAGUCAAGAGCGACAGAGGACGGACGGUCCGGGUGCACUUGGUGCUGCCUUCUGCUGCCGUUCUGGUGCAAGUGCGCGCACAGAAGGAAAGUUCAAGCAUGCUGCUUUGACUAA